This is a messenger RNA of Micropterus salmoides (largemouth bass), 3205 nucleotides long. Its product is annotated as proteolipid protein 2-like. NCBI's taxonomy places the organism in Eukaryota, Metazoa, Chordata, Actinopteri, Centrarchiformes, Centrarchidae. Gene Ontology annotation, cellular component: membrane. The record is from RefSeq and is a predicted model, not a curated record.
CAGUCCUUCCGGUGAAACCAGCUCCGCUCAUCGGCCCCAGGGUGCACACAGAAGCAACUCCUCUUGAGAAAAGGGAAAGCCAACGCCCCGCUGACGCUGAACUCAAGUCAGUCAGUCCUUCCUCCAGAGCUUCUGUGGUCGUGACUGAGCUCCAACAGGGUCUAUUUCACGGAGGCUUUACAUCGGUGACGUUCAUCCACCUGCAGGGGGAAAAUAACCCAAACUUCAAACGGGAGCAGCAGCCAUCAACACUGGGGCUGUUCUCAAGACAACUUUGCUUAUUCAAACAUUUCCCGUCGGUCGCUGGCGAUAACCCUUAACAACAAUCUGUAUAUACGUAUAAUACGUAAGUUAUUGCAGAAUGGCUGAUACAACCGGGUCCAGCGCCGCUGGAAUGCUGGAGAAGCUGAAAAGUUACGUGAAGACCCAGAAAGGUUUUAUCCUCGCAGCUGAAAUACUCAUCAGUUUCAUUAUCAUCAUCUGCUACGCAGCAUCUCUGUAUGGAGGCUACUCCGCGGUGGCCAUCUGCGAGAUGGUUUUCGCCAUGGCCUUCUUCGGCAUCUUCAUGAUGGAGUUGGACAAGCAGUUCCUAUUGGUCAACUGGGUCUGGAGUGAUCUUUUCCGUGCUGGUAUUGGUGCUAUCCUUUACAUCAUCACUUCUCUGAUCUGUGUGAUUGGAGGGGCCGGGGACGGCGCUCGUAUAGCAGGCGGGGUGUUUGGUUUGAUCGCUGGUCUGCUGUUUGCCUAUGAUGCCUACACCAUUUUCCUGCAAAUCAAGAGCACCAGGCAGCACACGGCAGCAUCCACCAAUGACGGAGUUUAAACACUCCGAGACACGUGUCUCUGUCAGGGUCGUAGAAGAAGAACAAAGAGGAAUUUGUGCAGAAGUUAACGGAAGAGUGGAUCAAAGAGGGGAUGAUGGACAGUAAAAAUGAACAGGUCACAGUUUAAUCAAUGCCACUGUAUGGUGUGAACAGACAAGAGAUUUAUUUAGGGCCGUGCUUGAGAGGAGUAUGACGUAGCCUGAGUGGUACUGUACUGCACAUCUAUGCCUGCAUGUCAGACAAAAAAAUGUCUACUACAUGAAGAAUUCCCCUCACAACUCCAGCCUCAAUAUACCACUGAUUUAAUAAGGGAAAUUAGCAAAUAAUAGGCAGUGGCUGGUGUCCUCAAGCAGCUUGUCUAACACAUGUCUACUGUUAAUGGACUGCUGUAAUAAGUAGUAACUGUAUCAUUUGGGUUUUUUAAGUAACUGACACAUGAAUGGGUGCUUUAGGAAUUGUUUAACAUGAUAAUUAUGCUUUUCUGGAGUGUGUUUUCUGUAUGUUCAGUGAGGUUUUAUUAGCUGGCCAAACGUGUCUUUCUCUGUUAUUUAAAGCUACUACAAGGAAUUUUCAUUUGCUAAUUUGAGUGUCCCCUGUGGACAAAUGCAGUAGUGUUUUUCCCAGAGUGAAGACUGUAUUUCACAUGAGCACCGCCACCUCCAGUCAUAAAGAUGUUGAUCUGGCAAGCGCAUACAUUUGUUUUGGAAGUGAGUGAAAGAAAUAAGUAACAAAUUUAGAUGUUUUUUCUUUUUUGAACACAGCUGUUUGCAGGGUGCAUAGCGAUGAGGUAAUAUGUAUAUGUGGAUAUUUAAGAAUAAUAACUAAUAUGACCAUGGUUAAAAAAAGUUGUUUUUGUACCGUUCAUACACCUAGGCCUCAUGUAAUGCCUGGUGCACACUAGAGGAUUUUCAAAUCUUAACUGAUUUUUAAAAUGUGGGAUACCACAAACAUAACAACAUAAUUAAUCGAUAUUUUAAUCUUAAGAACGCACACACACGACGAUUCAGUCAAGACACAGGAUCACACACACUCACAGAAACUUUCUUGAUCAAACGUGACUUCAGACAUAAACAAACGUGAAGGCAGACUGUCGUCGUCAGCUAGCUGCACUUGUGUGUGCUAUGUUUUGCACAGGAAAACAAAAAAAUAAAAAUAAAACAGUGGAUGAACUGAUGAUAAUUGGUUCUGACCAGACUCUGCUCGGGAAUGCCCACCCAAUCGGCCGAAUUAUCCUCUAGUGUGUGGCCAGCAUAAGCCAUUUGGUUGUGCAAUUUUGUUACGAAAGCUAAAGCAUUCCCAUCCAUCCAUCCAUCCAUCCAUCCAUCGUCAACCGCUUAUCCUGUGUACAGGGUCGCGGGUAAAGCAUUCCCUAGUAAUGUUAUUUCUUCAGUAUAAGCCAACAACAAGAUAUAGCCCAGCAGCAAGGCCAUCAUAAAAUGUUACCUUGUAUAACAAUUUGCCGUAGACUGGAGUGAGACAAUAGACGUUUCAGAAAGCUAUUGCGAUCGCUCUUCUUCUCAAUAAAACAUCUUGGGUGCGACCUCUCGAGUCAGAAUCAAAAAAAUCAAAAUGCAUCGUCUUCUUUUCAGUUUACAGUGGACACUAGUUUUGAUAUAAGGCUCUGGUAAGAUUAGCUAUUUCUAUAUAGCUAUAGCUAUAACUAUAUAGAAAUAGCCACUCUUCCCGCUGAUGUUCUCGUUUGUUUAUGUACGUCUUAUAGAGGCAUCAGUAUUAAAUUAAGACUGUUUCAUAACCAGUUAAAAUGUCCUUGUAGCUGCUUUAAUCACUGUUCUUUAGAGUGCUCCCUGUGUGUUACAGUGCCUUAACGUCUCAUUCAAAAUAACCAGUUCCUUCAUCUUAUUCAUUUUUAUUCCUGACUCCUAAACAUUUGAAGUAGUCACUGUUUUUGUACUAGUCAGAUUUUAGUCUGCACCUCCAUUAACCAUCAAACAUGUUUAUUAUUUAAAUUACAGUGUCAUCCUCCAGUUUCACACAUCUACUUUGCUCAGGUUUUUUUCCUUUAUGCAUUUGUUACACACUUUUAAGGUGCAGAAUAUUUUGCUGUUGACAUUUAUACAGUCCAUGAGUACAGUAAAGUUAAUGUUUUUUUAAGUACAUGUUCUCUUUUGAUGAGACAGAUAAAGAAAAAUCCAUUUCUAAAGAAAAAUGACAUUGUUUUGGAAUUUUAUGAUGUGAAUAUCGCAAUUUGAGUACUUCCUGUAACUGUUUCCUCUACCCUUUGGUUGUUAUUUGUUCAAGUAAAAUAUCACCUUAUCUUUAUUAUUUUUUCUAACAUGCUUUACAACAGUCUGCAGUUUGUAAUGUCAAAAUUCAAAGCAGCCUUGUUUGGGAAAUAAAAGCCAUUGUUACUUCAAAGAAAA